This is a messenger RNA of Meriones unguiculatus (Mongolian gerbil), 3050 nucleotides long. It is a transcript of the gene Cxcl12, whose product is annotated as C-X-C motif chemokine ligand 12. NCBI's taxonomy places the organism in Eukaryota, Metazoa, Chordata, Mammalia, Rodentia, Muridae. Gene Ontology annotation, molecular function: chemokine activity; CXCR chemokine receptor binding. The record is from RefSeq and is a predicted model, not a curated record. The coding region runs from base 108 to 389 and encodes 93 amino acids. Gene Ontology annotation, cellular component: extracellular region; external side of plasma membrane. The transcript is spliced from 4 exons. Gene Ontology annotation, biological process: cell chemotaxis; positive regulation of cell migration; induction of positive chemotaxis.
CGCCCGGCGCGCGACUCCCGCGGCCGCACUUUCACUCUCGCUCCACCUCGGUGCCCUCCUGCCGUCCAGCCCCGCAGCCGCCUCCGGCGCGCCCUCCCGCCCACGCCAUGGACGCCAAGGUCGUGGCCGUGCUGGCCCUGGUGCUGGCCGCGCUCUGCAUCAGCGACGGUAAACCCGUCAGCCUGAGCUACAGAUGCCCAUGCCGGUUCUUCGAGAGCCAUGUCGCCAGAGCCAAUAUCAAACACCUGAAAAUCCUCAACACUCCAAACUGUGCCCUUCAGAUUGUUGCGAAGCUGAAGAGCAAUAACAGACAAGUGUGCAUUGACCCGAAAUUAAAGUGGAUUCAAGAGUACCUGGAGAAAGCUUUAAACAAGAGGCUCAAGAUGUGAGAGGCGUGGGUCAGACGCCUGAGGAACUUGCAGAAGGAGCCUAGGUCUGAAGUCAGUGUUAGGGAAGGGCCCAUAGCCACUUCCUCUGCUCCUGAGCAGGGCUAAAGCCAUUUCCAAGGGACUCGCUUUGCACAAUUUGCUGUAUUUUCACCAUUUGAUUAUGUAGCAAGAUACAUGGUGUUUAUUUCUCAUUUAGUCAGAUUGUCCAAUGUCAUUGGUGACAGGCCAAGGCCACUAUGUAAUUUCCUUUGUUAUAGUAUCUUUCCCAUGGAAGACCUUCUCUGACUAAGGCCUCCCCAGGUUUGUCUCUCUGAGGCUCACCCUUUUUCUGAAUGGGAAUUGUAUGUCCCCACCCCAAUGACUGCAGGGCUUUCCCGAGCUGAGGCAGGAGUGUGAGGUCAGGGGCAAGUGAGAUCCACCCUCAUCCCACGCUCUCCUCCUCAUCCCAUCAUGCUCAUCAUUCUCUCUCAUCCAUCAUCAUGUGUCUCCAAGACUGUCUCCGUGAUCCUGAAAAGGACUCUCAAGAUGAAAUCUUUUAUUCAAAUGGGACAGCAAGAAGGAAAGAAAAAUGUCUGGUGUUUCCCCAAAAACCCUGUGCGCGUCUAAUGUCUUGUUUGGAAUAUUGUCUGUUCAACCUCCCGCUUUUGUUCAGAGUCUAUGUCCGCAUGACCAAUGUCUCAUCUGUGCACUGUCUCUAACCCAAAUGCAAAAGCUGAGUAUGAGGUGGUGGCCCUGAGGUCCAGGCUGUGAUCAUGGAGUGUAAGAAUAGUCUUGGUUUAAUCACUGCUCAGAGGGUCAUUUUGGACCCACAAAGCCCAAAGAAAUGUGGUUUGCAGCAGCACUUAGCUCUGAGAACUGUAGAACCUCAAUAUUUCCAUAACUGUUAUCUUAAGUCUGUGGCCUUAAGUUCAUCAUUCUGUUGAGGGCUGACAGCAGUUCACAAUUCUUUUAAAUCAUUUUGAAAAGGCAACGAAUAAAUGAAUGAACAUUGUGCCCGGCUGGGCAUUUCUCUGAAGCCUAGCAUGUGGGAGUGGCCACUGUUUGAUGUGUGGCCCUCCAAGUGUUUUGUCCUCUGCAGUCAAGCUCACCAAUGCUGCCCCUUUGACUAAAGCACAGUAAGAACUCUCUAGUUCUUCAAAGGACAAAGAUGUAGGGAGAAGAGGAAAGGAAGGAGAGGCACCCGUUGGCUUCCACCCGAUGGAGGAAGCAAGUUAUGGUAAGAUAAUCUUCAAAAACGGGCGCGUGGGAGCGAAUAAAGCUGUAGAAUUGUUAGCAAUGUGUGCAGGAGGGGGGAGGAUUCUUAUGAAUGUCCAUCCGGCAAGAUUCCCAUCAAAUUUGAACGAAAAACUAAAAGCUGGUUAGGAUGUGGGGCAUGUGGGUAGUUGCGGAGGCAGAUCAUUAUGAGGAUGCAGAGUUGUUUUAAAUCCUCUUGAAAUGGCCAUGGGAAUGGAACAGAUACCACACAACCAGAUUGCUAGUGUAUCGGCCACUUUGCACCUAAUCCAAGCUUUUAAGGCUGUUUGCUUGGAAGGAAGGCAACCAGUUCAGCCCUCCAUCUCCAUUAGGGUUAGGGAUCCUUUCAAGGUGUCCUAAAAAGAUAAGGGUGGAACCUGCCGGGAGACUCAUUUGUGUAUCAAUUCCUCCGAUGACAAUAAGUCUCUAGGUGGAGACACCCAGGCUAAAGCAAGUACGCAUUUAAAUAGUACAUUUACAUAGGAAAAGCCCUUCCCUCCCUUAAUCCCCCCUCCAUCAUCUUGCAGAGACUGUUGUUGAUUUGGGAACGCGUAGCUGUCCCACCCCUGGUCCCGGUGCUGCCUGCAUCCCACCUCUCCUUGGGCGCCGCGUGACCUGCCAGGCAGCCUGCCCCUCUGUUACCAGCCUUUGCAUCAGGAUAGGGAGAGGGGGUUGGAGACAUCCAGUCUGCUUCGUGUUGAAACCCAAAUCUGUGCCUUGUGUUGUUUACACUGUGCUGCCCCCCCCCCCAGGGCAAUGGGACAGCAGCAAGGAAGGGCAAAAGGGGCAGCAGAGCCCUCCGUCAGAUCACUGCCCGUUCAGCUUUGAGAGAGGGUCUGAAAGCAAAAGGCUGCAUUCCUCCGUGGGACUUGGCCUGAGGCUUUCGACUUCUCCCCUGGGUUCUGUUCAUCUUCUGGUCAGUGUUACUAGGGGUUUCCUCACAGCAGUCAGUCAUCCUUCCCCAGGGGAUGCAAUCUUUUCCAGAUGGAUGUAAACUGAGGAAGCAUUCCUUCUACACACCUUCUCUGAUGCUUCCCUGAUCCAUUUUAAGGUAACCAGUCUUGUUCCUCAAAGCCUUCCGUGGAAACCUCCAAAGUCCCCAGCAGACUUCGGCGAUUGCCAAGUUCACAAAACCACUCAGCAAAGUUCUUGCCAACCUCGAUGGGCUUGCAGUGUCUAAGCAGCGAUGUGUUCUGUGUUGCAUGUGGUGAAUACUGUAUUUUGUUUCAGUUCUGUCUCCCAGAUAAUGUGAAAAUGGUCCAGGAGAAGGCAGCUUCCUAUAUGCAGUGCGUGCUUUUUUAUUAUUAUUAUUUUCCUUUUUAAUAUAUGACAGUUAUUUGAGAAGCCAUUUCUACUUUGAGGUCAUAUCAAUGAAAAUGAUGUAUCAUCACUUACAGUUUUCCUAAUAAAGUUCUGUAUUCAAAUGUG